This is a messenger RNA of Besnoitia besnoiti, 3303 nucleotides long. Its product is annotated as ABC1 protein. The transcript has 16 exons. The record is from RefSeq and is a predicted model, not a curated record. Bases 1 to 3303 code for a protein of 1100 amino acids. Lineage: Eukaryota; Apicomplexa; Conoidasida; Eucoccidiorida; Sarcocystidae. Gene Ontology annotation, molecular function: kinase activity. Gene Ontology annotation, biological process: ubiquinone biosynthetic process.
AUGAGCACCGAACUUGAGAGCAAACCUGAUGCGCCACAAGGGCGUCUCCAGAUACGCUCAACGUCAGGAAGCUCUCUGCCUGCUCGUGAGCAAAGUGCGGACUCCAGCGGAGAAGCACACGACUCUACUCUGCCUUAUUCUGACCGCCGUGGCGGCGAACCUCUCUCUGCAGCUGGAGAUGCCCCCGUGUCUGCUCCUUCGCGUCUGCAUUCUCCGCCCUCGUCUGCCGUCUCAGCCACUUUGCUAACACGCUACGGACCCUCGUUGGGCUUGUCUUCUGCGCUUGUUCCUACCCCUUCAGCUUCGUCUGGUUUUCCUCCUUUCUACAGUCUGCCUUCUGCCUCCCCGCUGUCUUCGGUCUUGCCAUCCUUAUCGCCUCCCUUGUUCCUCUCGACUCUGCUUCCGCUGCUCUCCAGUGCGCAAAACAUCAAGCCGGAAACGCUCCGCCAGGCGCUCGUUGCCGCCUUCCUCGCGGCAGGGGCGCCUCCCUCGGCGGGCGCGCCCAGCGGCGUGUCUCCCGAGGUGACAAAACUGUACCUAUCUUCCUGUUGUAGCACCGUUUCAGGAUUCCUUGCCUCCCUUCUCGGCGCAAACGCCGCGGCUGCUCGGCUCGAGGACCCGCGAAACGUGGCUGCCCAUGGCUUUGUGCACGGGUCGGACUCCGGCGCGUACCGGCGGACAUGGGGCAGCGAUGCCAGCCCCGCGGAGAAAGACUUUCGCGUCGAGCUUUUAGAGCUGCUCGCGCGCCGGCUGCUUGCGGCCCUGGCGACGGAGACCGAUCCGCUGAGGAGGCGCUUCCAAGUCGCUGUCACCACGCUGCUUGUGGAGCCUGUAGAGUGGCAAACGUUCGACCCGGCGCUGUACAGAGCACGUCAAAAGGAGAGCACUAAGCGCAACGUCACCAGCAAUCCGUCAGCCUUUCAGGCGUCCCUCUACGUCCCUACAGCUGCGACCGCGUCUCCAUUUGCAGGCCCGAGCCCUGGGGCCGCCGGCGCGGGGGUCCCUGCGGACGCCAAGGCGGGAGCCUUCUUGGCGGCCGCCGCAAAAGACGGUGUGUCGGAGAAAGCGAGCCAGAAGACGCGACGGCGGCCGGAGGAAAGCACUCGACCGCCUUCUCCUUCCAAGCUGGAGGGAGCGGUAUCGUAUGUAGGCGAGGGACGGGACACGCGUUCCGCUGGAGGCGACCGGCCGUCUUCCGUGCCUCUGGAGUCCGCAGAUAUCCGCUUGCUUCGGGUCCUGUCGGAGCGCCUAGAGCAGCAGGGCCGCCUGCUGGAGAUGCAGAUGCGCCGCAUCCAGACGCUGGAAAAGGUGCUCGCCUCUUUGGAAGACGGGACUCGUCUUCAUGCUCGUGGAAGCUCGAACCCGUCUCUCUCCUCUUCUGAAGCGCCGCCCCCGUCUCUGGAGGCUCCGCCGUCAUCCGCGGCUUCCGCAGGCCCGCAGUCGCUGUCUACGUCCCUCCGUGAUGACUCGCCCGCUCCGCCCGCUGCUCGGGGCUCUUCUGCGGCGCCCGCCGAGCGACGCGAGAAGGUCCUGCGGGAGCGUUUGCUUCCCUCGACACCGCUCUGGCGCUUCUUCGCGUUUUCUACGAUGCUGCUUCAGCUCGUCUCCGCCGCGUCUUUGCCGGCUGCACGGACGUUUCUGCGGCGGCUCCGGCUGCUGUUUUCGCGUCGCAAGCCAUGCAAAGAGCCUGUCUCCACAGAAGUGCAGAGCGGCGCCUCAGGCGCCCACGACCACGCCCUUGGCUCGGCGCGAGGCCCUGACGCGAGCGGCGACACCGCAGGCGGCGGCUUGGCGGGGGCGCGCGCAGCCCCGAGGGCGCGAUGCGGCACAGAAGCCGCAGAAAGCGGCCGAGAUAGCGCGGAAAGGGCCGGCGGAGCCCUGAAGGCUUCAGCGGAUCACGCAGGCCUGAGCGUAGGCCAAGAGGCGGGACCCUCUUCAAGCGGUGCACGCGUUGAGACGAGGGCGCGCAACGCCUUGCAGCGCUCGCUCGCGCCUCGCGUGGACGCCCCGAAGCACGACAAGCCCGUCGCCGUCAGCGGGGUGGGCGUCAUCGACCAAGUUCUCAACGACGAGAGAGUCGCCUCGCUCAUCGCGGACCGCAUGUGCCGCAUGCGCGGUGCCGCGUUGAAACUCAUGCAGAUGGUCAGCAUGAUUGAAGGCUCGCUUCCGCCGGUGUUGACCGAGGCUCUGAAGAAGACAAGGGACAGCGCGGAUAUCAUGCCGGAGAAGCAGCUGACUGAGACCCUCGUGCAAGAGCUAGGCCUUGACUGGCGACGUAACUUCGCUUCGUUUUCUCUCCGGCCUUUUGCAGCUGCGUCGAUUGGCCAGGUGCAUCGAGCGGCGCUCGCGGACGGCCAAGCUGUCGCUGUGAAGAUCCAGUUCCCAGGCGUGGCGUCGUCGAUUUCCGCGGAUCUGCGGAACCUGAAGACGCUCGUGCAGUGGACGCGGCUGCUGCCCCGCUCGCUCUUCCUAGACGUCCUCUGCGAUGAGAUGCGCGCGGAGCUGCUGGCUGAGUGCGACUACAGCAACGAAAUGGCGUUCUACCAGCAUUUCAGGCAGGUGCUGCACCGGGACUUUGGCAACGCGUUCUACGUGCCGCAAGUCUUUCCAAGUUGUUCUACAAAGAAAAUCCUCGUCACCGAAUUCAUCAGCGGCCUUUCUCUUGAAGAAGUUGGGCAGCAGAUGUCGCAAGAGGUGCGAGACUCCCUCGCAGAGCGUCUCGUGCGGCUGGUGCUGGCUGAGAUUUUCCUAUAUCGUCUCAUGAAUACGGAUCCGAACCCCUCAAAUUUCUUCUAUCUCCCUGAAAGAGACGCGCUCGCCCUCAUCGACUUUGGCGCCGGCCGAAUGUACGAUGCGGCUUUCAUCGACAAGUACCUGCAGCUGCUGCACGCCGCAGUCGAAGAGAGAGCGGAGGUCGUGAGGCGCCUCGCGGGCGAGCUCGGUUUCUUUGGGGGGAGUUCGUCGCCCGCGUUCCUGCAUGCACAGGGAAACGUCUUCCUGGCCUUCGCGCUUUGCUUCCGCCCCCCUCCUGCCGGCGCCUCUGGGCUCUACUCUUUCAAAGAUUCGGAGAUCUUUCCGCUGCUUCACAAGGAGAUGCAGACUGUGAUGAAAAACCGAGAGCGCCCUCCGCCCCCCGAGAUCUACUCGCUCCACCGAAAGCUCGCAGGCUGUUUUCUGCUCUGCGCUGAGAUGAAGGGACGCGCUGACACCGCCAAGGCCUUCCAACAGGUCAUCGAGGCCUACCGCGCGCCGGACGGCGGCCCCUUCAGACCGGCAGAGGAUGUCGAGAGCGCCGAAUCCUAA